Messenger RNA from Chenopodium quinoa (quinoa), 1476 nucleotides. RefSeq lists its product as uncharacterized. Bases 511 to 1116 code for a protein of 201 amino acids. The transcript has 3 exons. Lineage: Eukaryota; Viridiplantae; Streptophyta; Magnoliopsida; Caryophyllales; Amaranthaceae. The record is from RefSeq and is a predicted model, not a curated record.
GGGUGUUACACAGAGGGGGUAGGGGCAGUGGCUAGAGGAAGGAGAAAGCCGGAGAUGACCAGGGAAAGGGUUGAUUUGGUGGUCGAGAAAUAGGGAAGGGGAAGAUGAUGAUGGUCGUUCUUGGGUGGCGGGUUGAUUUCAGUCCGGCGGGGCGAGGCUGGGUAAGGACGGUGGUUGGCGUUCAGGCAAGAACGAUGGUCGGUGUUUAGGAAGGCGGGUUGGAGUUGGGGGAUUUUUAUUUUUUAUUUUUUGUUUUUUUUCUUAAUUUUUUUGUUUUUUUUCUUUUUAAAUUAUUAAACAUAUAAGGCCAAUUAGACGAUGGCAUGUGCCACCUUCUAAAAUCAGUUACCAAAUUAUAAAACAUUAUUAUUUUAUCUUUUUGAUAGAAAUUUUUCUUCAGUGAUAUACCACUCUCAGUGCGGCCAACCGACAGUCCAAAAGUGCCGAUCGCUGUGGUUGCGAAUCGAAGGAAAUUUGCUGCAGCAACAAAGCUUGAGAAACAGGACAACAAUGGCGGUUAACCAGCAAAGAUUUUGCAAUCCAAAAGUAUUGAAGCUAACUCUAGGGUUUAUCGCUCUCUCUAUUGCUGCCUACAUUGUCGGACCUCCUCUCUAUUGGCAAUUCUUAGAGGGUUCUGCCCCUGCUUCUCUCUCCUCUUCUUCUUCAUCUUCUUCUUCAACUACGCCUUCUUGUCCUCCUUGCACUUGUAAUUGCGAUUCUCCGCCUCUCAUUUCUAUUCCUGAUGGGCUCAGCAAUAUUUCCUUUACAGAUUGUUCAAAGCAUGAUCCAGGGGUCAGUGAAGAUACUGAGAAGAAUUUUGCUGAACUGCUAGCUGAGGAAUUGAAAUUAAGAGAAGCUGAGGCUGCAGAAAAUCAGAAGCGUGCUGACAUGGCUUUGCUGGAAGCUAAGAAGGUCACUUCCCAGUAUCAAAAGGAGGCAGACAAGUGCAAUUCAGGAAUGGAAACCUGUGAGGAAGCCAGGGAGAAGGCUGAAGCAGCUUUGGUGUCGCAGAAGAAAUUAACUGCAAUUUGGGAACAACGGGCUCGCCAAAAAGGAUGGAAGGAUGGAGUUACCAAGUCUGGUGCUCAGUUGCAAGGAAAUGUUCAGUCUGUAUAGUAUACUCUGUAGUUAUUCAGAAGACUCGCGCCUAAACCUUCUAUCACAGAUACUGAAUUACAGCCAAGAAUGCCCAUUCAUGGUGUGUGGCCCCCAGAAUCCACGAGCUGCUUGUUGCUUACUGUCAUCAUAACCAUCGAGAAUUUAUCGCUGGAGCUUGGAUAGUGGUCUGUACACAUUCAGCAUAACAAGAUGUGCAUAAUUGCUUCAAAAUUUAAUUUUGUAAACACAACCAAUUCACUUUAGCCUACUGAAAAUGUAAGGUAGAUUCUCUACGGCAACUUAGUGUUUUGUCUAAUUAUAUUUGGUAAACAGGAAAAUUUAUUAAUAUCUCCAAUGGCCUUAGUGUUUUGAUCGAAA